AUGGAAACUUUGCACGACGAGUAUGCACCGGUGAACCUCGUCUGCUCAAGCCUGAGGCAGCAUCCAGUGUGGGCUUCUGCCGUUACUCACCUCCUACAGACCGACGGAAGACGAUGGAAGGAAGCCCACCUGGUGACGCAUGACAUUGCCCUGAGCAUAUUAGACCCGCACACGGAACGCUAUGAAAUAUUCCGCCUCCUCUUGAUCUCAUCAGCAGACAUCAACAACCCGCAAAUCCUCUCCCGAAUCCAGCACCUUAGCCAACUCGACGCGACCAACACUGCCCUCGUCUUCCUCCUCCAACCUCACGAUACAGAAGAAGGCCCACCCGCCAUGCAAGCCUUCAUGGAGCUUCACAUCAGACUCACAGCAACCCAACAAUACCUCCCAAUCAUCCCUUUGUCCACGCUCCCAGACCUACCGACCGCCCUCCAGGCCUUCCAGUCCUCGCUUGCCGCCUCCCGAGCACACCACCGCACGCGGCUGCCAACGGCGGCAGUCGACGCGGCAAGGGACAUUCUGCCUUUUUGUGCCAUCGCCUACAACACCACCACCAACAACAACAACAGCAGCAGCAGCAGCACAGGCACGCACAACACAGUCAUCUCUGGCCGCAGCAGCGGUCGCAUGAAGAACGAUGAGGGUACUAAGUCCGCCGCGCUGUCGCGUCAGGCAGUGGAGUCUCUCAGUCAGGGGUUCUUCAGCUUCAGGGAGUUAGUUCAGGGUAUUAGCACUGCGGAGGGCCAGAGUGGGGUGAGGAUGGCGGUUGGAGACGCCGAGGGGGAAGGCAUGGUUGCGUUUUGGGGGUGGGAGUUUGAGGUUGGUGGUGGUACUACUUCUACGGGCUGA
Messenger RNA from Parathielavia appendiculata, 849 nucleotides. RefSeq lists its product as uncharacterized. The transcript is spliced from 3 exons. The record is from RefSeq and is a predicted model, not a curated record. The coding region runs from base 1 to 849 and encodes 282 amino acids. NCBI's taxonomy places the organism in Eukaryota, Fungi, Ascomycota, Sordariomycetes, Sordariales, Chaetomiaceae.